AUGACACCCGCAGGCGGUACUCCACGACCCGUGCUCAACCUCGAAGAAGAACCAAAGGAGACGCCAAAGAACGAGGACGAGAAUGCGUUCAUCACUGAUGCUCCAACAUCGCCGCCUGCUGUCUCCGCCCCAAAGGAUGUCCUGAUGGCUGACAAUGCUGCCGACGACAAGCCAGCGGGCAUCAACGGUGCCAGUAAGCCCGGGGUCAACGACGUUGCCGAAGUGGCUGCAGGCGAAAAGCGUAAGGCUGAGGAGCCUCCUGCUGCCACCAACGGCGCAUCCGACCCCGCUCCGACAGAGAAGUCGGAGUCGGAGGAGCGUGCCGAGAAGAAGGCUCGCGUUGAAGACGUCGCAGAUGAGCCGACCACCACUGAGAAUACUUCGCCAAACGGCAAGCACGAAAACGGGAAAGCUGCGAAGAAGAACAAGAAGGACGCCCCAGUUGCUGGGAAGACGGCACGCAAGACGCGAAGUCAAGGUCCUGUUGAAGUUUAG
This is a messenger RNA of Fusarium verticillioides 7600, 495 nucleotides long. RefSeq lists its product as hypothetical. The record is from RefSeq and is a predicted model, not a curated record. The transcript has a single exon. NCBI's taxonomy places the organism in Eukaryota, Fungi, Ascomycota, Sordariomycetes, Hypocreales, Nectriaceae. The coding region runs from base 1 to 495 and encodes 164 amino acids.